AUGGAUUCCAAAGAACCCACUGUAAUGGCAACCCACAUUGAGAAUACGCCGGUGAAGGGCGACAAGACUAUCGAAGAAACCGACCUUUCACUCGGUCUACUCCUCAAUGAUGAGGAACGUAGCCUAGGUCUGAUGGAAUCUGCCUGGAAGCACAAGAGAAUCAUCUUCAUGUCAAUCGCGGCAUUCUUCGGCGGCGCUUCCUUUGGCUACGACAAUGUUGUCAAUUCUGCAACAAUGUCCAUGCCAGCAUUCCUGAUGUACUUUGGCGAAGUCAGCCCAGUCACCCACUCGCUUUUCGUUCCAAGUAUCUGGACCGCUCUCUUCUCGUCUAUGUCAGGAUUGUGCCAAGCCCUGGGUGGUUUCUUCAUCGGCUUCAUCUACGAACGCUUCGGCAGAAAGCCUUCUGCGAUCGGAUCAGCUUCUCUGUCUAUGGCUGGCAUUGCUAUUCAAUAUACUGCUACUACUCGAGGAUCUCUUCUUGCGGGCAAGAUGGUCAACUGUCUUGCUUUGGGUGGGAUGAUGUCAACUGGAUCGACAUAUAUUUCUGAGAUUGCGCCUGUCAGGCUUCGAGGACCUAUGCAGUCUGCUCUUGUCUUGUUUCAAGCUCUCAUGCUCAUGACUGGCUUGGGAAUAAUCAGCACCUUCCUCCCAGACAUGUCAGAACAUGCCUUCAGGAAAGUUUUUGCUCUACAAUGGGUUUGGUCUGGAGUCGUUCUCGCGAUGUACCCAUUUCUUCCAGAAUCUCCAGUAUACCUGAUUAAGAAGGACAAACCCGAAAAGGCUCGGCGAGCAAUGGUAAAGCUUUACGGAGCAGAUCAAAAUAUCGACGCUCGUCUAGCGUACCUUCGAAGCACAAUCGAACAUGAAGGACCUUCUGAUGAUGCAACCAAGACCGGAUAUGCAGACUGCUUCAAAGGUGUUGACAGGCGCCGUACCUUGACAGUCAUCUUUGUCCUAUUCGGCCAGAAUGCCUGCGGUGUUUCCUUCCUCUCUCAAGCGAUCUACUUCCUGUUUCUGGCCGGCCUGACCCCAACAAACGUCUUCAACAUUUCAAUUGGCGGCUUCGCACUAGCCAGUCUUUUCAUCAUUGGCAGUUGGUUCUGGAUCGAGAAAUUCGGUCGUCGCAAGAUCUUACUCUCAGGCUCCUCGUUGACUGCCGUUGUCUUGAUCGUCAUCGGAUGUCUUCAUUAUGUCCCUGGACAAGGCGCAGUCUGGGCCAUCGCCAUCCUUCUUAAUGUCCUCACUUCUUGGCAAUACUUCUCCGUGGGAUCGAUCUCUUGGGUCAUUGCAUCUGAACUUUCAUCGUAUCGCCUCAGAGGACAGACGCAAUCCAUUGGAUUCGGAACUCAACUGCUGGCAUCUUGCCUGUUCACUUUCGUCACUCCGUACAUGUAUAAUACCGAUGCUGGAAAUCUUGGUGCUAGGACUGGAUUCAUCUGGGGUGCCGCAGCUGCGGUCUACUUUGUUGCCUCGUGGUUCAUUGUGCCUGAGACUUUCGGUCUUAGCAUGCAGGAGAUGGAUUGGAUGUUCGUGAAGAAGGUUGCUGUGAAGGACUUUCAGAAGAGAAAGGCGGAGGCUAGCGAGGCUAUUGCGGCAGAGGUUCAGACGAAGGAGGAUGUGUGA
This is a messenger RNA of Cadophora gregata, 1623 nucleotides long. RefSeq lists its product as uncharacterized. The record is from RefSeq and is a predicted model, not a curated record. Bases 1 to 1623 code for a protein of 540 amino acids. Gene Ontology annotation, molecular function: carbohydrate:proton symporter activity. NCBI's taxonomy places the organism in Eukaryota, Fungi, Ascomycota, Leotiomycetes, Helotiales, Ploettnerulaceae. Gene Ontology annotation, biological process: transmembrane transport; carbohydrate transport. Gene Ontology annotation, cellular component: membrane. The transcript has 4 exons.